Messenger RNA from Seriola dumerili (greater amberjack), 930 nucleotides. RefSeq names its product growth hormone secretagogue receptor type 1-like. Gene Ontology annotation, molecular function: G protein-coupled receptor activity. NCBI's taxonomy places the organism in Eukaryota, Metazoa, Chordata, Actinopteri, Carangiformes, Carangidae. The transcript has a single exon. Gene Ontology annotation, biological process: G protein-coupled receptor signaling pathway. The record is from RefSeq and is a predicted model, not a curated record. Bases 1 to 930 code for a protein of 309 amino acids. Gene Ontology annotation, cellular component: membrane.
AUGGCUAACAACAACUCACUGACCGGUGGGGAACCCUCACUACGAAGCGUUAAUUACAGGCUCAUUUUGGUUCAGAUUUUUGUAUCCCUUUUCCUUUGCAUCAAUGUUUUGCUGAUCACAAUCUUUUUUAUGAAGGAUUUCUUCUACAUGACCAUGCGCUACAUCUUAUUUGCUAUUACAUUAUUGUCUGAUUGUCUGAUCUUGAUUACAACAAAUUUCCUGCUCAUCUUUAGCUAUUUUCAUUUGACCAUGCAAAUGUGGGUAUGUCUCAUUUUCUACUUUUUGUCAUCUGUAUACACAUUUGUCACACCAGUUACUCUGACAGCGAUGACCCUGGAACGCUAUGUGGCCAUUUGCAUGCCCCUGCGCCAUGGAGAGCUGUGCUCCACACGCAGCACUACGCACUGCAUCCUCAUCAUUCACGGCCUCAGCUCUGUGCCCUGCAUUGUUGUUCUCUCCAUCUUCUUUGCAUCAGCCUCUCUUAGCUUCUACAAACAAUCCAGGGAAUGCUCUGUGGAGAUGUUCAUCUUUUACACUUGGCAGGCUCAUUUUAGGUCAGCUAUAAAUCAGUUCUACUUCUUGAUGAUGUGCUUAAUCAUUGUUUUCUCCUAUGUUAAAAUAAUGAAAGUGGCCAAAGCUGCAUCAGGAGAGAAUAAAAAGUCAACUAUGAAAGGGCUCAGAACAGUGGUUCUUCAUGCUUUCCAGUUGCUGCUCUGUCUUAUGCAGCUUUGGUGUCCAUUCAUAGAAAAUGCUGUACUUCAGAUUAAUUUCAUGUUAUACAUUAAUGUCAGGUACUUUAAUUACAUUGCUUUUUAUCUUGCUCCGAGAUGUUUGAGCCCUCUCAUUUACGGCCUUAGGGAUGACAAGUUUUUUCUUGCACUGAAAUACUACGCUUUCGGUGGCUUGUACAAGAAAGAUUUUUUAACUUAA